AUGCCACCUCUGGUACACAAAAUCCACCAGCAUCGUCCAGACGAGGCUUUUGUUCCUCCAACCAGCCCGUUGACACCUCCCGUGCCCUCGGUGACGGUAGGCCAAAAAAUCCUCUCUGCAUGCACCGGAUCAAUCAUCACGUCUCUAAUAGUCACACCAUUCGAUGUGGUGCGUGUGCGACUCCAACAGCAAAGCGCACUGUCUGCUGCGGAGAGUGCCGCCCAGGCUCCCAACAUGCUACCUCCGCACUCGAAAAUUGAGGCCCCAUCGCCUAAAACAAACCUGUCUGCGCUCAAGGCUCAUAAGCUACACCCUAUCAAUGUCGCCACCCUACCAAAGGGCCUGGGUGUCACAGCAUGCUGCAAGGAGGUGUUUUGGUUCCCCACAUCGGUGGACUACUGCGUAGCGUCCGAAGUGGACCGGUGUGCUGUAGAGCAUGCCAAACAGAUGCGAUUCUCGGGAACCUGGCAGGGAAUGCGAACCAUUUACAAAUACGAGGGAAUCCAGGCACUCUGGAGAGGUUUGUCGCUCACUCUGAUGAUGGCAGCACCUUCAACGGUGCUCUAUUUCAUUGGAUACGAGUAUCUGAGAGACUGGUCGCCUAUCAGGUCGGAGGUUAUUAAUCCUCUGGUCUGUGGAGCUCUUGCCCGAACUCUUUCUGCUACAGUCAUCUCACCCAUGGAACUCUUCAGAACACGUUUACAAUCAUACCCCUUUGAAUCGUCGUCGCAAUUGGCGUUUCAAAAAACACUCACAGGUAUGAAAACCAUGAUUGCCCAGGACGGAUACCGGUCUCUGUGGAGAGGUCUGGUACUCACCCUGUGGAGAGACGUGCCCUUCUCAGGAGUCUACUGGUCGGCCUACGAGACCUUCAAGGCAAAACUCCUCCGAACACAAUACUUCCACGGAAGUGUAGAUGCUUUUACCCCUUCUUUCAUUGCUGGGUCGGCAGCUGGAGCUCUGGCGUCCAUCAUCACUCAACCAUUUGAUGUGGGAAAGACCAGACGACAAAUUGCAUCUUGUGAAUCAGCUGGCCAAAUGUCCAUGAUCCCACUGCUCACUAAAAUGGUUCGGGAAGAGGGACUCGGAUCUCUGUAUGUCGGAAGUGUGCCUCGAAUCUUAAAGGUAGCUCCCUCGUGUGCAAUCAUGAUUUCGUCUUACGAAGUCGGCAAACAACUGUUUGAUAAAAUGAACGGAAACAACGUUCUGACAUAA
Messenger RNA from Yarrowia lipolytica CLIB122, 1215 nucleotides. RefSeq lists its product as uncharacterized. Gene Ontology annotation, cellular component: mitochondrion. Gene Ontology annotation, biological process: mitochondrial transmembrane transport. Lineage: Eukaryota; Fungi; Ascomycota; Dipodascomycetes; Dipodascales. The record is from RefSeq and is a predicted model, not a curated record.